Apis florea (little honeybee) is the source of this 350-nucleotide messenger RNA. Its product is annotated as cytochrome c, testis-specific. The record is from RefSeq and is a predicted model, not a curated record. NCBI's taxonomy places the organism in Eukaryota, Metazoa, Arthropoda, Insecta, Hymenoptera, Apidae. Gene Ontology annotation, molecular function: heme binding; electron transfer activity.
AAUUAUACGAAAACGAAUACGGAGUAUCUUUACCGAUUGUCGGUUCUAGCCUCGGCCGGAUUCAGUUACACCGACGCGAUGAAGAACAAAAACGUCGUGUGGAACGAGGCCACGUUGGAUGAAUAUUUACGUUUACCGAAAAAUUUUAUCCCCGGCACGAGGAUGGUGUUCGCCGGUAUUAAAAAAGCUGACGAGCGUAAGGACGUGAUCGCUUAUUUAGCAACGUUGAAGUGAACAUUUUUGUAAAAUUGUCUUAUAUCUUGUUGUGAUAUAACCUGUACAGUAGUGUGUUCCGAAACAACGUGUAUAAUUAAUAGCAGUUGCAAAGUGAAUAAUAAAUCGAGAAAAUU